GAUGGCCAAUUCCAGUGCUGUUUCGAUAAAACUGGGACUCUGACAGAGGAUGGACUUGACUUCCAAACACUUCGAGCUGUCGACCCCAGCUUCGAAGAGACGCCGGUUUUUACUGAGGAGAAAGCAGAAAUGGACCCCGCAGAUUUGCCAAGUGAUGGAGAACUUAUCACAGCAAUAGCAACAUGUCAUUCCCUUACAAAAAUCAAUGGAGAGUUGCACGGAGAUCCAUUAGAUCUCAUUCUCUUCAACCAGACUGGCUGGGCACUGGUUGAGUCGGUGAAUGACGAAGAAGAUAGUGAAUUGCAGCUUUUUGACAACAUUCAAGUUUAG
Molecule: messenger RNA, 330 nt
Organism: Cylicostephanus goldi
Lineage: Eukaryota; Metazoa; Nematoda; Chromadorea; Rhabditida; Strongylidae
Source: the annotation of a GenBank genome assembly